Botrytis cinerea B05.10 is the source of this 3774-nucleotide messenger RNA. RefSeq lists its product as hypothetical. Lineage: Eukaryota; Fungi; Ascomycota; Leotiomycetes; Helotiales; Sclerotiniaceae. The coding region runs from base 649 to 3300 and encodes 883 amino acids. The record is from RefSeq and is a predicted model, not a curated record. The transcript has a single exon.
GGUCUCACCUAAUCAGUCCAAAACCCAACACAGCGAGAUAAACCUGCCGCCUUCGAACGUGGAUUCAACACAACCACCGUUGCAGCCCAAAAGGACUCCUUCCAAAAGACAUCUUGCGUAUUGGGUACGAGGGGCAACGCAAGCAUCUUCCUGAACUCCUGCACUUUACUUGAUGAUCAAAGAGUAUAUCUGGAUUCAAUAUUGAUAGCAUUCACAGACUCCAAACUACAAGGUGCCUAUCUCUACGGUCAACCAAAAAGCCCGGGAUACCUCGAUUUGCCAAUAGGCAGACGAUUCGGCAAGAACUAAGUUAAUUAACUCCUCCCACUUUCUUGCUCCCCCAUUAUUCUUCUGCGGCACUCGGUCUACGUUCUCCAUAGAAAUCUGAAUUCCGGCAUCUUUUACCUUGAUCAAGGUCAGAUUAAUAAGAAGUAGGAGAUUCCCUCUUUCUUUCUUCCUUUCUUCCUUUCUUCCUUUCUCCCGCAUCCUCUUCCUCCUCUUCCCCCUCUUCUCAUUGAUUUUGUUAUUUACCCGUGAUCUUGAAAGCUACUCGUUCGACCUCCCUCACCUCCAUUCACAUUUCACUUCUUUCGCAUUACCAUUUGGUCGAGAUUGGUGUUCCGGUAUAAUAUCGUAAAAGCUAAUGACAUGGAGUCAUCCAGCGGACUCCCGCCUCUAGAUUUGACAUCUCAAAAUCCUCAAGAACAUUCCAACGAUUUUCGAUUUCCAGCCCCGUCCAUCGAUACAAGAAUAACUACUUGGGUCGAAACCCAAUCUUCCAACAACAAUAUGUCGACCCUCAGCGAGUCUCCAUCCGAUGAGAGCCACCUCUCCGAAUCGACUUAUGAGUUUGUCGAUACAGAUGAUGAGAGCCAUGAUGAGAAUGCUACCGAAUCGAUAGCUUCAGUGGAAUUUGGGCGUCCUGACGAUAUGCAGAGCCUUGCAGAUACGGAGAAUAGUGAUGAAAGUGGAGGUCAAUACACACACGAUUCCUCCAUUCCCGCUUUUGGUUUGGAUAACUCGAUUAACAAUUCCUUUAAUAAUCCUACCAUCGGUCGAAAUUCUGCUGUCUUGCAUGACGAUUCCGAUACCCCGCUCUCACAAUCUAUCGAAUUUGAAGAGCCAUUUGGCAGCCUUGGGGCCGAGAAUGUAUCAGUCAGACACACAGUGGCAGAGUUCACUGAAGAGCAAAGUGCUGCUUCCGCAAGAGAUUUGAACAUGCACAAUCCGCCAAGUCAGUUAGUUCUCACAAUUCGACAAACGAUGACCAAGCAUGGUUUAUCGACCAAAGACCCACUCCGCAUCCUCUAUGUAGGCAGCCAUUCGGCAAAACAAGAUAUCAUACACAAGAUUGCAAGCUCUGUCACUGCUUCUGUCGAAGGCCAGGAGCGUUCAAGUCGAAACUCAUCUCAAAUAUACAAUGUUGUGCCUGUAUCUGCUUUUGGCUCGGAGAAAACACCGGAAAUCGAACUCAUGCACUCAUCGGGUUAUCAAAUCAAGGUUGAUGAUUGUUUGUCUGCCCAAACCCUUGAAUUCGAGGACCAACCACAAAAGCCAGAUGUCAUUAAGUUAAAUCUCGAGGAUCACUACAGCUACCAUUCCGUCCCCGAGAGAGAUCAUUUUAUUGUUGAGCCGGAGUGGGAGUUGCCUCAUGUGGCAAUAUUCUACUGUUCCGAUAGCGACGAUCUACAAGCACGGCGCACAAGAACUAUUGCCAGAAAGUUCAUGAGUCGUCAUACCAUACCAUCAAUUGUUAUUUCGCACAAGCAAUUACUCAACAAAGCUCAACCCAUGUCUUUAGAUCAGCAUUCUAUUCAUAUGUGCUUAGAAUCCCGGGAGACAGAUGGCAGAGGAAGCAUCAUUCACCAACGUUUACCCAUAGAUCUUACGUCUUUCUUGAACAUCGAUGCUAGGCAGAUGAACAGAAAUCUUGCAUACUUGACCGGUCUUCAUGAACCUGCAAGUUCCUCUAAUGUUAUCAAGAAUCCCAGUUCCUAUGCAAUCCCUGAAAAUCGAGAAAAGCCAGUUAGAACAGAAUGGUCCCGUUAUGUAGCGGAGUGGAGAUCCUUACUUCCAUUUGGCUUGGUCGUCCUGAGCGUACUAUUUGCUAUUUUCACGUCCAUCCUUUCGCCCUAUCCAUUUUAUAACCAACCAGCAAUCUCUAUAAACAGCAAAACCAUGUCAGCAGGCCCGAUAACUCCAACAUCGGUACCAUUUGCGACCAAUCUUUCUGCAACUCAAGCUACCCUUACUUCAACACCUUCCGUUGUACAAUCGUCGCCUCCGCACGAACUCUCAAAACCUCAAGUUGACUUUUCAAAACCUACACACGGCCAACAACAAAAGUCCAAAUCAGAAAGCAAGUGCAGUUCCUGUGUGGCGGAAAUCAUGGGAGACAGAGAGGUUUUGAUUCGGAUUCCACGGGCAAUGAAGCUCAACUGGCUCACCAAGCUGGCAAUGUCGAUCAAUAUCACUAGGGGUAAUACUACAGUUGAUACAGAACGUGCCUUUAGUUCAAGCGAUGGGAUUGUAUUAUUACUUCCCAAGAAGGAGGCUUAUGGUAUUCUCAAUAUUUCGAUUAUUACAACCAAGAAGCCACGCAUCAACGAGACCUUUCAAGUUGAUUUCGGAACCAAUUCUAUUCAAGCCAUGCAAGAUCUUUUGGAUAGAUUUUACACAUUCUUUAAGGAGGAUACGAUUAUCGCUGAUGGUCAAACUCUCGCAGAUGUUCGCGCCUCUGCUGAGAAGGUUCUUAAGGAUGUACGCCAAUCCUCCCAGUCAAAACUAGCCAAUAUCGACGAAGCCAAACGUCUAGCUCUCGAGCGAGCGUCAUCAAUCACUGCCCAGCUUACUAAUUCAGCAAGAGAUAUGACUCUUGAGGCCGCCAAACGCAGUGCUCGCAUUACCGUUGAACUCGGUUCGCAAUUUUCAGGUGUCGAGAAGAUUAUUGCAGACCAAUUGCACUCAUUACAAAACAUUGGAAACCCAAUAGAUGAGGGACUUCUAAAGGCACAAAUCAGAUCUAAGUCUUUAUGGUUGAAGAUGCAAGGAAAGAGUGGAGAGGCAGAGGAUUAUGAACGUAGAGCUGCAUUGGCUAUGAGUAAGAAGGCUGCAGUAACACAAAAACCUGACGCCAAAUUUGCGCAGAAAUCAGAGAAGACAAAGAUUCAGGCGUGGAAGGAAAAAAUGGUCACGAGAAAGGAGGAGAAAGCUGCAAAGAAAGAAGCUAGACAAGCUGCUAGGAUAGCAAAGAAGGAAGCUAGAGAUGCCGCUAAGAGAGCUGGGUGGACUGGGAAUUGAGGCGUUUCUUUUGAGGAGUUAGGAUACAAUGGACAUGGAUUGGGCUGAGGUAUACCAGAAUGGGUAGGGACAUGGGAUGGAUAGGAUGGACCAGAUCGGAAUGAAUUUUGUUUAUUGCGUAAUAUGAUAUGAUAUGACAUGACACGCAUCGACGAAUUCUAGGGACUUUCGGAUUUCAAGGGGAAAUGCAAUACACGGCAACGCAAUGGACUCUGCUGGAUAGGUUAUGGCUGGGUUGGAUGGGGCAUGCGCUACGUAAUGGGGUUUAGAUGAACUUAGGAGUGCUGGGGAGUAGGUUGGGUUUCAGGGGGAUUUUUUCCAGCUCAUUCUUCAGAUAAAUACGCAUAUGGCUCUCUAUUUAUCUAUUAUUUACUAUUCAAUCAAUUCAAUCUUCUUGCACUUGAUGCCGUGCAAUAUAUACUCAUUCGUACAUUGCACACGAAAAUAUCACAGCACAGCAUUACACCAUAUUCA